Molecule: messenger RNA, 2012 nt
Organism: Pungitius pungitius (ninespine stickleback)
Lineage: Eukaryota; Metazoa; Chordata; Actinopteri; Perciformes; Gasterosteidae
Product: acidic leucine-rich nuclear phosphoprotein 32 family member D-like
Exons: 7
Coding region: 120-896 (258 amino acids)
Biological process (GO): regulation of apoptotic process
Cellular component (GO): nucleus
Molecular function (GO): histone binding
Source: RefSeq, a predicted model, not a curated record
AUUUUUAAUCUAGCUAGCUUCAUGCAGGUUUCCGCGUGUUGAUACUGAAGAGAGAGGUUCGAGGAGAAACAAGUUUUUCGCACCUCGUAGACCCAAAUUCAGGCCAAAACCAGAGCAAAAUGGACAUGAAGAAGAGAGUCUCCUUAGAACUAAGGCACCGGUCGCCGACAGAAGUCCAGGAGCUGGUUCUGGACAACUGUCGCUCCGGAGAAGGAAAGAUCGAAGGAAUCACAGAAGAGUUCUCCAACCUGGAGCUGCUCAGCCUCAUCAACGUGGGCCUGACCAGCGUAGCAGACGUCCCCAAACUGGACAAACUCAAAAAGUUGGAGUUGAGUGACAACCGGAUAUCGGGGGGUCUGGAGGUCCUGGCAGAGCGGCUGGUGAACCUGACGCACCUCAACCUCAGCGGGAACAAGUUCAAAGACAUCAGCACCCUGGAGCCGCUGAAAAAGUUGCCCCAGCUGAAGAGCCUCGACCUGUUUAACUGCGAGGUGACCAACCUGGCCGACUACAGGGAGUCCAUCUUUAAGCUCCUCCCCCAGCUCACCUACCUGGACGGCUACGACAUCGACGACUGCGAGGCGUCCGACUCGGACGGGGAGGGGGACGGCGUGGAGGACGAGGACGAAGAGGGUUUGGAGGGCGAGUCGGAGGACUUUGACGAAGAGGAGGAGGAGGAUGAGGAGGACGUUGUGGCCGAAGAGGACGACAGUGCUGACGACAGCGCUGAAGAGGAGGGAGAGGUGAACGGAGACCUGGACAGCGAAGACGAGGAAGAUGAGGACGACGAUGACGAGGUUGUUGUUUUGUCUUCUGCAGACGAGGACUCGUCUCCGGCCAAAGGAGAGAAGAGGAAGAGGGACCCUGAGGAUGAGGAGGAAGAGGAAGAUGAUUAAGGACACCCUCGCCUCUUGCCUGUUGACCCCAUCCUCCCCCCUAAAUGACCCCCCCACCACCCCACUCUCCUGGGCUGCGUUCCAUUUGUACAGCCGGCCUCCUCCUGCUGCGUCCUCGUCUCCUCCUGCUGCGUCCUCGUCUCCUCCUGCUGCGUCCUCGUCUCCUCCUGCUGCGUCCUCGUCUCCUCCUGCUGCGUCCUCGUCUCCUCCUGCUGCGUCCUCGUCUCCUCCUGCUGCGUCCUCGUCUCCUCCUGGUGCGUCCUCGUCUCCUCCUGCUGCGUCCUCGUCUCCUCCUGCUGCGUCCUCGUCUCCUCCUGCUGCGUCCUCGUCUCCUCCUGCAGACUCAGACCUAAUUUUUCAAUCUUUGCCAAAGUUUCCCUCGAUCCACAAAUUUCAGUCUUUUUUUUUGAAUCAUCUCAUCAAAAGAUGCAAAGAUAGUUUCAAACCGUCUCCAGGUUCCCUCUCAGGCUUCUGAUCACUUUGUGGUGAGACCAUUAUUUUUCAUCACUUUCUAUAAAAUGCAAAAAUUGUACUAGAAAAAAAGCCCAUUUCUAUUUUCUCAGAGCAGAAAGUUAACGGAUGUUUAGUUUUUCAAUGAAACCUGAAGCGCGUCUGGGAUCCAUAACUAGAAGCAGGAUUAAUCUUAAAUAUUCUGUCAAUCGAUCAAUAAACCUUUGACCUACUUUGUUUUUCAGAGGAUUAUGAAGCUUUAUGAACUCUAAAUGUUUACGGUUAUCAACUUAAAAAUUCUUAUUUUAAACCUCUGGGCGCAAAGUGGAAGAUUCCUACUCUGGAGAGACAAGUGAACGUCACACCCCCCCCCCCUCUCCCCCCCCCCUCCAGGCAGAGUCGGGUCAAACUGUUCUUUUGUGCCAACAGAGCUUUUUAAAAGAAAUAUUUUUUCAGAGAAAUGUUUUUUUUUGUUUAAUUUUGUAUCGCCGUCUCUUACAUGUCCCCCCCCCCCCCCCCCCCCGCUCAGAGAUCCAGUCGAUCCUUCACGCUCACACCCACUAGUUGACCAUGUGUUUUUCUUUCUUUUUUUUACUUUCUGUAAGUUAAAGGAAAAUCCAACAAAAAAACACACAAGGACUUUGUAAAUAAAAUCUUAACAUUUUG